AUGACGGCGGUCAAACGACUCACAAAGCAGAAUCAUGAUUUGGAGGAACAGCUACGUCAAAGGGAUGCAGGACCUAACCCUCAGGAACAAAACCAGGAAGGUGACAGUGCCCAACGAAGGGAGCGGGAGAAUCUAGAGGACAGCAACAUCCCAAGCCAACAGGAGCGGCAAAACGAGAGCCUUCCAUCUCUCACGGAUCCUGCCCCCCCACCUAUCAUCGCGGAGAUGCAGGCGAUGAAGGAGCAGAAGGAGGUCAUGAUGAACGCCCUCAAGGGGCGGGUAUCCUCCGACCUCGACGAUUUAGUGAACAGGACCGACUCACCAUUCACUGCGUCUGUCAACUCAUCCCCCCUGCCACCGAAGUUCCGAAUGCCUCAGAUCGAAAGUUACGACGGGGUCAAGGACCCCCUCGAUCAUCUAGAGACCUUCAAGACCCUGAUGCACCUACAGGGGGUACCUGACGAGAUUAUGUGCAGGGCGUUCCCGACCACGCUGAAGGGACCUGCGAGGGUUUGGUUCAGUAGACUGACACCGAACUCCAUCAAUACUUUCAAGGAGUUGAGCGCCCAGUUCACCUCCCACUUCAUUGGCAGACAUCGGUACAAGAGGUCCACCGCGUGCUUGAUGAGCAUCAAGCAGCGAGAAGACGAGACGUUGCGAGCCUACAUAACCCAUUUCAACAAAGAAGCCCUUUCGAUCGACGAAGCGGACGAUAAGAUACUCGUAGCUGCGUUUACAAGUGGGCUGCGAAAAGGGAAGUUCUUGUUUUCCUUAUACAAGAACGACCCGAAGACCAUGGCGGAUGUUCUCUAUAGGGCUACCAAGUAUAUGAAUGCGGAAGAUGCAUUGUUGGCCCGCGAAGAGAAACCUAAGAAGAGGGAGAGGCAGGAGGAUAUGCGACAAGAUAGGGGGCGAAAGGUCGCUAGAACCGGGGAUCAGCGUGAUGAAAGGCGCUUCAGACCCUCCACAAGAAGAUUCACCAAUUUCACCCCAUUAACCGCCCCAAUCGACCAAGGAAAGUUACAAAGGUUCGUCAGCAGGGAAAAGACUGACAAACCGGAAGAACAGACCCCACGACGGGAGAACGAGCGCCCCAGACCACCAAUAGGGGACAUUCGGCUGAUAAUAGGGGGUACAGUUGCAGCCGGGUCUUCCAAAAAAGCCCGCAAAACCUACCUUAGGACAGUCCAUAGCGUCCAACUCAUAGGAUCCGUACCGAAGAUGCAGCGAAUAGGUAACCCCGUCAUACACUUUUCAGAGGAUGAUGCUCGGAGACUUCACCAUCCUCAUGACGAUGCGCUGGUGGUCAGCCUACAGAUUGGGGAUUAUAAUAUGCACCGGGUACUCGUCGACAACGGCAGCUCAACGGACAUCCUGUACUAUCCAGCAUUCCAACAGAUGAGAAUUGAUAGGGAACAAUUGUCCCCAACGAACGCCCCACUCGUAGGGUUUGGGGGCGCAAAGAUAUUCCCUUUGGGCGCAAUAACUCUAACGGUGACAGCAAGUGACUAUCCUCAGCAAAUCACCAAGGAAGUAACAUUUCUCGUAAUCGACUGCUCGUUCGCCUACAAUGCCAUCCUUGGCCGACCAACUCUCAAAUCUUGGAAGGUGGUAACUUCAACGUACCACCUAAUGAUUAAAUUCUCGACGGAGUACGGGAUAGGAGAGUUGCGGGGAAAUCAAGUCACCGCCCGAAAGUGCUAUAUUGCCAUGAUAGAAAUGGAGGAUCAACAGCAGACGAUGUGUAUCGGGAAAUAG
Molecule: messenger RNA, 1758 nt
Organism: Quercus lobata
Lineage: Eukaryota; Viridiplantae; Streptophyta; Magnoliopsida; Fagales; Fagaceae
Exons: 2
Coding region: 1-1758 (585 amino acids)
Source: RefSeq, a predicted model, not a curated record